AUGAAAAGCAAUAUUAUACAAAAUUUUAUAUAUAAAAUAAACUUAAAAUUAAAAUAUUUACUAAAAAUGUUAAUUGAUUUUUUAGUAGAAAUUUUCGAAUAUUUAAUACAUGAAAUAGAAAACUAUAUUUAUAAUAGACAAUUAACGUUAAAACAAAAAAUUUUAAACAGAUUAUACGGAUUUUUAUUUGCUUUAGUGCAGCAUAUAUCUGUUUAUGUGCUUUUACCUUUUACUGUAGUGUCUAAUUUUUAUAUGACUAUUAUAUUAGCUACUAUAGGCUUACUUAUAGAAACAAGUCUAAUACCUCAGUUAAAAAUAAAAGAUAAAAGAAUAUUUUAUGAGUUUUUUAUUUUAGGACAAAAAUAA
Messenger RNA from Babesia bovis T2Bo, 366 nucleotides. Lineage: Eukaryota; Apicomplexa; Aconoidasida; Piroplasmida; Babesiidae. The record is from the annotation of a RefSeq genome assembly.